UGACGUCAUAUGAAGGCGCCGGUAGUUCCGAAGGCGACGGAGGCUACAUGUGAGCGAUGGACACGCCACUGAGGCGCAGCCGGCGGCUAGAAGGCCUAAAACCUGUGUGCCUUGAGCCCCUUCCUGCGCCUGCAGUUUCUCGGGCGAAACGGGCCCUUGUAGAUUUCAAGUCGAGCCCAGAAGAAACAAGCGAGCCCAAGUCUCCGAGAGUGCCGCCGCUGGGCCUUGCAUCUCCCCGACCUCAGCCAGAGACAAGCCCCGGAUUACCCUGUCUGAGACAGGAUGCAGGCUUGGGGUCCUCCCAAAGGCAGCCAGAACCUGACCCUGGGUCCCUCCACGCUCAUCAAGAUCUGGGCCUGGAGUCACCUGCAGGACAGACUGAGUCGAGUUCGGGAUCCCCCCAACGAGAGGAAGUAUCCAAAAUUUCUCCCACAAAGGGAGAACUGGACUCAGAGGUGGCCCACGCUAAGGAGGAGGCGAUCCCAGGAUCCCCCCAGCAUCAGCUACACACAGGCCCAGGAUCCCCCGAGCCUUGCCUGGGCCAGCAAGCACCGGGUCCCGAGCCCUCUCAGCCAGCACAGGAGCUGACCUCCCAGGCACCUAGCUCCCCAGAGCUCCAGCAAGAGCCAAGCAAGCUACCUGCGGCUGGCGAGACGGUACCAGGGGGCCUCGACAAAAAGAAGCGAGUUUUGUCUUCUCCCCAGGCCCCGGCGCCCAAGAAAUUGAAGGAGAAGGAGGAGCUUCCUGUAAUCCCGAAGGGGAAGCCCAAAUCCGGCCGUGUGUGGAAAGACCGCUCCAAGAAGAGGUUCUCCCAGAUGGUUCAGGACAAGCCCCUGCGAACCUCCUGGCAGCGGAAGAUGAAGGAGCGACAGGAGAGGAAGCUGGCCAAGGACUUUGCCCGGCACCUGGAGGAGGAGAAACAGAGGCGCCGGCAGGAGAAGAAAGAGCGCCGGGCUGAGAACCUGAGACGCCGCCUAGAGAAUGAACGCAAGGCUGAGAUUGUCCAAGUGAUUCGAAACCCCGCAAAGCUCAAGAAGGCUAAGAAGCAGCAGCUGCGCUCCAUUGAGAAGAGAGACACCCUGGCCUUACUCCAGAAGCAGCCGCCCCAGAGGCCUGUAGCCAAGGUCUGAGCUCAGGACAGCCCAGAAGACCUCAAGACUUAGAGCCACACCAAACAAGGCACCUCUCAGGCCACUGUCAGACAGCUCUUCUGGGGCCAGCACACCAAAUCUGAAAGCCCAGCCCAGAGGGAACCCAAGACUUCAUAGGAGAUUUAACUGUCCCCAUCUUUUCUAAAGUGCCUUAAGGUCUUAAACUAUAAAUUCAAGGCCAGCCUGGUCUACAGAGCGAAUUCCAGGACAGCCAAGGCUACAUACAGAAGCCCUGUCUCAAAUAACAAUAAAAAAAAAAUUCAACUGUUGCCGGGCAGUGGUGGUGUAUGCCUUUAAAUCCCUGUGUUCAGGAGACAGAGACAGGCAGAUCUCUUUGAGUUCAAGGCCAGUCUGGUCUACAGAGCAAGUUCCAGGACAUCCAGGGCUACACAGAGAAACCCUGUGUUAAAAAACAAAAAAUAUCUUGAAUUAUGAAUUCUUGCUCCCCAAAAAGCUGGUAACUCCCUGUCUUGGGGUCCUGAGUCUAGCCCAUACCUGGAGGCCUGCUGUCCAAAGUCAGCUCCUCCAUUUUCCCAAUGCCUCCUUGUCCACUUUGCAAUCUACUGAUUUGUCCCCUCAGCCAGCCAGCCCUUCCCUCACUUGGCACUGAAGGAUUAAAGAGGGGAGUUUCAGGGAACUGGAUUCCUCUCCAGCACCUCUUUCCCACACUGCACUGUAGAAGUCUUGAGGCUUUCGCUGUGCCUUCAUGAUCUACUGCAGAAGUGUUUAUUAAUGUCUGCACAAUACAGCUCUGGGCUCCCAGAAAGACAGAAGUCCCUGCCCCAUUGGGGUUCCAUUCUCAUAAUAGACAAUUAAAAUACAUGGUGUAACAGUCU
Acomys russatus (golden spiny mouse) is the source of this 1987-nucleotide messenger RNA. It is a transcript of the gene Ccdc86, whose product is annotated as coiled-coil domain containing 86. Bases 57 to 1130 code for a protein of 357 amino acids. The record is from RefSeq and is a predicted model, not a curated record. The transcript has 4 exons. Gene Ontology annotation, cellular component: nucleolus. Lineage: Eukaryota; Metazoa; Chordata; Mammalia; Rodentia; Muridae.